This is a messenger RNA of Alosa alosa (allis shad), 2141 nucleotides long. RefSeq names its product ubiquitin-associated protein 1-like. The record is from RefSeq and is a predicted model, not a curated record. Bases 443 to 1354 code for a protein of 303 amino acids. Gene Ontology annotation, biological process: ubiquitin-dependent protein catabolic process via the multivesicular body sorting pathway. Gene Ontology annotation, molecular function: ubiquitin binding. Gene Ontology annotation, cellular component: ESCRT I complex. NCBI's taxonomy places the organism in Eukaryota, Metazoa, Chordata, Actinopteri, Clupeiformes, Clupeidae. The transcript is spliced from 6 exons.
GCCUCCAGUACAGACCAUCCAGCGGGCUGCCACUGAACACUGCGUUACACCCAGAAGUGCAGGUUGCUCUCCUGUUUCUUCAGUUUUUGGGAUUUAUCCAUUCUGUGUUUCAUGAGUAGCUUUGAGGACAUCCCCUUUAAGAUCCCCAUGGGUGCCCUAGAUGAGCCACUGGAAGAGACUCGAGAGGUAACAGCUCCGGACAUCAACGUUCCAGAUUGCCUUCAAAUACUUCAAGAUACAAAGUAUGACUUUAGUGUGGAAAACUGGGUUCUAAGUAGUCUUCAAGGUUCCUGUGGUUCUUGGUCAAGCACGCAUCCCUCCUGCCCCCCUCACUGGAUGAUGUUAAGCAGCCCUCAGGAAGGUCGCAUGUCCCGACGAAGAAGCAGUGAAAGCUGGGAGUCCAAGCUGCCGCCCGCGUAGCCACAGUCUGGGCGCAGCCGACAUGGGCUACCCCCAACAGCACCGCACAGUCAAGUUCCUUGUUGAGUCCGAGUGUGACGCUGGUGGAUACUCUGAAGAUGAUGAAGGUUCAUCCACAGAGGACAGUGCGCACUGCCAGUCCUGCCAGUGUGGGGAUAGGCCCCGUAGCUCAGGGCCAAAGCGGCUGGGCUCCAGGUGGAUUGAGAUCCAGCAGAACACCUCUCCUCGUCUGUCCGGACAGUCCUCCCCACGGACCACGUCACGUCCCAGGAGAUCCAUGUCCACUGGCCAGGACAUUCAGCUGGCACCACAGCGGCUGGCCAGCCCACAGUGCCACAGCCAAAGGACAUCCAACAGGCGUGGCACUCCUGCUUCCAGUGGUCGAAGGCAUUCACAGAGCCGAAAUCCAGCCACACUGAAUCCAGCCACAAUCACACCGUCCUCCACGCUGAUACAGACCAGGCCAUCCUCAGCUGGGCACAUCUCUACAUCCAGAAAUCACCAACCAGCUGCACAGAGGACUCAGCGAUGCAAGACUUCACAUGGACGACCAUCAGGGCAAGAUUCCGCAACAGAGCUGUUCUCUGCCCUGAGUCAGGACGAGAAGGAGCUACUGGACGUCAUAACUGAGCGGGGCUAUUCUCUCCGGACAGCCAUCAUUGCAUUGCAGAAGACCGGCCUUUGCAAACCUGAACAGAUCCUGAGUUACCUGGUGGCCUGCAAAAGAUUACGUGGUUUGGGCUAUGACCAAGUCCAGGUGGAAGAGGCUUUGGAAAUGUUCCAUUACAGCGAAAGCAAGGCUUCAGAGUUUUUGCGCCUCCUGACCCAGUUCAACGAGAUGGGCUUUAAAGAGAAUGCCAUCAAAGAGGUGCUGCUGGUGCAUGGCAACCACCGGGAGAGGGCCUUAGAGGAGCUCAUGAUGAACACAUUGUGAAAACUCUGCAUUUAGCUCAACACACAUGCUUUUGAUUAGUUGUUACCACACAGACACACACAGUCCCCUUUUAGGAAUUGUUUUUGCAGAAAUUAUGCAUAACCGGAAAAAACUGUAUGCUUGCACAUAGAAACAUUAUUCAUGACACUUUACUAGGCCGAAAUUAAUUAUGACGUGGUCACAUGGGAGAAAUUAUACAAAUACAGUAGACAUAAACCCAAUGGUGUUUUUUUCUUCUUCAACAGAUGGUUAACCAUGUGGUGUAAACUACAUUUUGUACCCAGGAUUAGGGGUGGGCCAAUAUGAAUCGAUGCAGACACGAUAACAAGAUCAUAAUACAGUGAAACUGCAAAACUGAAUACAUUGAUAGUUUUCUAUCUGUGAUUCAUCACAAUAUAACGGCUGAAGAAAAAAAAUACUCCCGAGUAGGCAAAAAUUGUGUAUUUGAUGUACAACAAAGUUCAUUUUCUCCCUGUUAGUUUCUUCUUUGAUAUGCCCCAAGUCAUGAAGUGACUAGAACAUCAGAUUGGUUUGGUCAAAUUGGUUAAACAUGUAGCGCGCUUGCAUGUUUUUUGUAAAAAUAUUGAUAUUUCACACUAGUAUAUCAAUAACUUAUUACAAACACUGUCAAUAUAUUUCGAUAUUAAACAUUUUGUUCCGCCCCUACGCAGCACGGUAGUAAAAGUCAACAGAGGCAAAUGGUAGGAAUCAAAGGCAGUAACUAAUGUAGAAAAGACAAACAGCAACAGCACCAAACAUAGGAAUGCUAAAACAUUUAUUGCAAGCU